This is a messenger RNA of Biomphalaria glabrata, 821 nucleotides long. Its product is annotated as lectin BRA-3-like. The record is from RefSeq and is a predicted model, not a curated record. NCBI's taxonomy places the organism in Eukaryota, Metazoa, Mollusca, Gastropoda, Planorbidae. The transcript is spliced from 4 exons. Bases 214 to 762 code for a protein of 182 amino acids.
CCGAAAACCUAUCCACCAGCUAUGAGGUUAGGGGUGGGGCUUGCUGGGUGAACCACAGGUGGACGUAUCGACACAGCAUCAUCGCUUGGCCUGUUAAUAGUCGCAGUGGUGUCUCACUAUAGCUCAACCAAGUUCGUUAAAAGGACACUCUUCCAUUGCGGCCCAGUUCGUCUUCAUACCGGAUGGUUCUCUACUUCUAGUGUGACAUGCGCAAUGGAGUGCAGAUACAGAUUUGGCUCCAAGUGUUAUGGAAUGCUCUAUAAUAUGGAAACGCAAUAUUGUAUACCCACUGGAGGAAUUAGUGCUCACCAGGCUAUUCCUAAUAGCACUGAAGGGGAUUUUUAUUUCUCAGAAAGUUCUUGUCAAUCCUAUAUGGACUUCAAGAUGUACUAUAGCGUACGUUACGCCGAGUACACGACCAAACAGGACUACGCCACUGCCAGCAGUGUAUGUGAAUGUAUGGACGCUCGCCUGAUGAUCGCCGACACUGACCUGCGAUGGUCCUCACACUGUGCCCUAGCCACUACCUUGAACGAGUACUGGCUUGGGCUGGACGACAGAAUCUCCGAGGACAACUUUGUGUGGGCCAAUGGUCAGCCCAUCACACCAUUGAGGAGACAGAUUAUAUUUUAUUAUCAGAAACCGAACCAAGAUGGUGACUGUGUUUUCCGGAUUCCCGGAACCUGUUACAUGGACGACACUGACUGCAGCCGGAAUUUAUCAUUUUUAUGUGAGCAGCCUCAGUAUGAGAUAUGCCUAUAACUUCAAGAUAUUGAUAAAUUGUUAUUGAUUUCCACAAUAUUUUAAUAGAUAUUCACCAG